UAAGUCAUGAAUUGGCUGUUGAUUAGCUUAUUCUGAGAAUGCGAGCCUCUUAAUCAAAUGGCAUGUAGAGAAACAUUGAAUGGGUUAAAGAUCAGGAUGUCGGUUAUAAAUCAGCCUGUUGAACCGGGCCUCUGCUUCUGUCUAAUAAUAUCACAGCUUUUCUCUUUCCCCUUGCUUCCAAGAAGAAGGAUCUUUCAAUUCUCGCCGGCGAGGCGAUGGCGGCAACGAGGGAGCAGUACUUGUACAUGGCCAAGUUGGCGGAGCAAACGCAUCGGUACGAGAAUAUGAUGGAUUAUAUGGAGAAGGUCGCUUUGGCGGCGACGGUGGAGGAGGAGCUCACGGUGGAGGAGCGCAACCUCCUUUCGGCGGCUUACAAGAACGUCAUCGACGCCCUUCGCAAGUCCUUGGGUACCAUCUCAUCAAUCGAGCAGAGUCAGGAGAACCAAGGCAACAGCAACCGUCUCACCGCCAUCCAAAGCUUUCGCGUACGAAUCGAGACCGAGUUUUCAUCAACCUGCGGACGCAUCCUCGACUUCAUCGAGACCACCCUCAUACCGAAAUCUCCCAGCAAUGCCUCCAAGGUUUUGUACCUUAAGAUGAAGGGCGAUUACUACCGCUACCUGGCUGAGGUCAAGAUUAAUGGACAUGAACAGCACAACGACAUCGUCGAGAAAGCUUUAUCUUCCUACGAGAUCGCUCAGGAAGCUGCUCGGGCAGAAUUCCCACCUACACAUCCACUUCGGCUUGGUGUGGCACUAAAUUUCUCGGUGUUCUACUACAAGAUUCUAUAUUCUCCAGUAAAGGCUCAUAGUAUAGCCAAGCAGGCCUAUGAUGAAGCAGAUUUAGAGCAGGAUACACUUCAAGAUGAUUCGUUCAAGGAGAGCGCUGAGAUUAUGAAGCGUCUGCAUGGGAACCUCGACAUAUGGACAUCAGACAUGGAGGAGGGGGAGACUGAACAAGAUCAGUGAAAAGAUCAAACCUGAUGCCGGAGUAGUACAUUGAUUUUAAAAAUUAGCUGUUUGAUUCAUUGAACACUGCUUUUUUGAUUUUUCAAAAUGGAAACAAACUGAGAUGAAGAGUUCGCAUAGAAUUCGGCAGUUUUAAAAUCAGUAUAUGAAGUGGGGUUAUGAACUCACCUCCUCGUGUUAAAGCUUUCUUACCUUCA
Messenger RNA from Zingiber officinale, 1165 nucleotides. Its product is annotated as 14-3-3-like protein F. The transcript has 5 exons. NCBI's taxonomy places the organism in Eukaryota, Viridiplantae, Streptophyta, Magnoliopsida, Zingiberales, Zingiberaceae. The record is from RefSeq and is a predicted model, not a curated record. Gene Ontology annotation, biological process: signal transduction. Gene Ontology annotation, cellular component: cytoplasm. Bases 216 to 968 code for a protein of 250 amino acids.